This is a messenger RNA of Acanthoscelides obtectus, 513 nucleotides long. The record is from the annotation of a GenBank genome assembly. Lineage: Eukaryota; Metazoa; Arthropoda; Insecta; Coleoptera; Chrysomelidae.
GUGCAAAAUGGCAGCGAAGAAAAGGAAGUUUUCCGAAGAUUACGUUAAGUUUGGAUUUACCUUCAUAGAAAAAGGCGAGUUACAAUUGCCUCAGUGUGUGAUAUCUAUGAAUGUUUUAAGUAAUGAUAGCAUGAGGCCCAAUCGCCUUGGAAGGCAUUUGAAGCAACAAUAUCCGUCUCUGGUUUUGAAGACGAAAGAGUUUUUUUCUUCUAAAGCAGAAUCACUCAAGCGGCUGAGACUGGAUAAAUCGGGAAGUUAUCCCACAGCUUCAUUUGAAAUAGCUUUUAUGGUAGCAAAGCAAAAGAAACCUCAUACUAUCGAUCAAGAAUUAAUAAUGAAGAAUUAAUAAAACCAUGUGUCCUAAAAGCCACGCGGAUAAUUUUAGGAGUAGUUGCAGAGCAAAAAAUGAAGUAUAUUUCUCUCACAGUCAAGCGUAUAAUCGAUGACAUUGCAGCAGACAUAAAGUCACAAAUAAUUAAUAAAGUAAAAUUAUCGCCAUUAGUUGCGAUGAAU